Rotaria sp. Silwood1 is the source of this 1023-nucleotide messenger RNA. The record is from the annotation of a GenBank genome assembly. Lineage: Eukaryota; Metazoa; Rotifera; Eurotatoria; Philodinida; Philodinidae.
AUGAGCCAAAUGAAACAUUCAAUUGAUAUACAGUGCGGUCUUCGUCAAGGACUAGUCAGUGAUAAGGUUUCAACUUCGAUGACACCAUGUCCUUCGAUUACGUCUUCACUAAAAGAAGAAAGUGACUUUUCACAACCUGUCUGUUCUAAAAAGGCUGACCAUUUUCGCCAAGUGAUACAAACAUGUAGAGCAUUAUUACAAAAACAAGGUGUGCAUUCUACUAUGAGUAUGACUGCAGCUGGAUUCAAUUAUACGGGCAACGGAGACACAGUCCAUUGUGAUACUUGUGAACUAGAAGUGUCGGAAUGGACAUUAUAUAUGAAGCCAUUUACUAUUCAUGCACAACGUAGCCCCAAAUGUGCAUUUGUUCGUUCUCUGAUGCCCAAUGGAAUAGCUCCUGCACCAUCAAAGAUGAAUCUACUUGCAACGACUUCAGCGUUAAUGGAUGAUGAAAAGCCAUCUAAACGUCAGAAAAAUGAAGCUACAGAAGAAAUUACUCAGCCAUAUAGACUCCUCAAAAUUGACAUACUUAAACAGAUACGAAAACGAACUUUUUCAAAUUGGCCACAUAAAACUUCACCCUCAAAUGAUGAUUUUGUCAGUGAUUCUGAUCUUCUAGUGGCUUGUAUGAUUCUUCAAAAACACAUUGAACAUAUUAAUGGAAAAAAAGAAAAUAUUAUCAUUCCGAAUGUAAAAGUAAACCAGAUUCAUGAACGAGAACAAGCAAAGCUUCGUAGUUCAACUAAUAUAUUAUCGAGAACUCAGUCUCAUAAUCUUUUAGGAAACAUGACUCAUGAAAUAUCAUUAACGAAUUCUCGAAAUAACACCGUUGCUGAAAUGACAACCUCAUCACAGCAUAUCAGAAGAGCAAUGAAUGUGAACGAUCAACAAGUUGCACCACAACCGUCAUCAAGUCUUUGUACUGUAUGUUUGAAAGAAGAGAAGCGUCUUGUCUGCGUACCUUGUGGUCAUUUAGUUAUGUAUUCUUUGUGGUCAUUAUCUUCAAUUAUGUCCGAUAUGUAA